Messenger RNA from Ornithorhynchus anatinus (platypus), 5187 nucleotides. It is a transcript of the gene SHOC1, whose product is annotated as shortage in chiasmata 1. The record is from RefSeq and is a predicted model, not a curated record. Gene Ontology annotation, cellular component: condensed nuclear chromosome. Gene Ontology annotation, molecular function: ATP hydrolysis activity; single-stranded DNA binding. The transcript is spliced from 25 exons. Gene Ontology annotation, biological process: resolution of meiotic recombination intermediates. Bases 200 to 2899 code for a protein of 899 amino acids. Lineage: Eukaryota; Metazoa; Chordata; Mammalia; Monotremata; Ornithorhynchidae.
CCUUUCUGGUCUCUGCGGCCGUUGCUUCUUGUGGCAGUUAGGGCGUGGUCCGUGUCGUCCACGAAGCAACUGUCUCCCUUCUGGGCCUGUGGGCAGGCCCCUUGAGUGUCGGACCAACAUUUUAAAGCAUUUUGGCAUUCUGCGGGUAUCAUUUCUUCAUAUCGAUCCCAUAAAGAGAACCGAGUGUUUUCUAGAAGAGAUGAAGAAAAUGUUCCCAGCAUCACAACUUAAUGCAGCCGAAAACCCACCGGAGGGUGAGGAUUACGAGAAUGUGAUGCCCUCAGCUCCCAAAAAAGAUCAUAAUUUUUCUCAAGUAGAACAUUUGUCUCAAGAGACAGUUCAGCAUCCUACGAAAGGAGACUUAGCUUCUGCACCUCAGGAAAUGGCUGCUGUGUCAACAGAGGAGGAAGCAAGGGCACCUGCAUUUCAGAAGAAAAAAUCAGAUUCAGCUCGUGAGGUUGGUAAAGAAGAGAAGAAAAUCAUUCCAAGUUCCAAUCUUUUGACUGUCAGUCAAGGGAUGUAUUUACCUGAGCAGACUAUCAGGAGAGAACGCCCAAGAGUCCACUCAAUACCAUAUCCAGGUGUAUUCAUUGACAAGGAAUUGAUUAUUAGGGGUAACAUGGAAGGGUAUCAAAAGUGGCUACCAUUUAUGAAAAUCUUCUUGAGCCAAAUCAAGGGAUACGUGAUGAUGACUCCCAUCGCAGAAACCCAACAAAAGUGUUUCAGGGAGGCUUUGAUUUUUCCAAGCAUUCCGGAAGUCUGUGAGAACAAAAUGGAAUCAGACACAUUUAGAGAGAGAGUUUAUGAACAACCACAACAAGAUGAGCCGGUGAGUUUACCUACUACAUCAGCAUUCGUGAAGACUCCAGAUUUGAAGCAAGUUGCUGUUCUGUCAGCCCCAGAAUGUAAGAAGCCAGAAAUAAUAGGUGGUAUAGUUGGAAAUAAAGAGUUCAACGAAACAGCUUUCCAGGCCCAGGUUCGUUCCAAAGAGUUUAAGACACCUUUAACCCUGCCACGGAUGCCAUCCCAACAGCCUCAAGUGUACCCUGGGGCUGCCAAGCUUCAAGUGGACCCAAAUCUUGUUUCUGUUGAUGAGGCUACAAAGAAAAUGCAAGUGGGGUUGCCAUCAGAAUCUAAACAGAUUUCGAAGAGCUCUGAUUUACCCAAAGGGCAGUCUCUGGACACUAAACAAACACAUCCAGCCCAUACAAGUAAGCUAAACAUAAAUUAUCCAAAGAGGUUGGAGAGUGGUCUUAGUUUUGUUGAAGCACAAGCAUCAGACAGCCAGUGUCAAGCGUACACUAUUCUAGAAGCAUCAGCUACUCCAGUCAUCCGAGAACUUACUAUCCUUGGUAUCCUUCUUGGAGAAAAUUGGAAUUUUGCCACCAUUACCUUUGACCAAGUCCGAGUUAUCUUACAGCAACAGGAAAAGAAAGUAAAUGAACUUAUAAAGCAAAAUAAAGAAGAUGAAAGAGAAAAGAUGUUACUGAGACAGGUGGCCCUACUGAAUUUUCUGGUAACGGUUCGAGAUAUCCUGCUAAUUUGUAACUUGUAUUCAGCAUUAGAAUAUAUAUCCACGAUCAAAAGUGGCUUCAGAGGCAUUUUAGGUCCCACUUUGGAUGACAUUUGCCGAAAGCUGGAGACUGUGCAGUUCAUCAAGAAGAAAAAGCCCGAAGCCAACCACAAAAUGCGAGAAUUGAAACUGCGGCUGAUAAGGUGGAUGAAGACUAUUAAUAUGGAAAAUAAAUUUAAGGUAAUGAUUAUAUCAAGACUGAAAUCACAGGAAGAAAGUUAUGUCCUUUAUAACUGCCUCAGAGAAAUAGGUUUAAGUGUUCUUGUGUGGAUGCCUGAGAACACUGUACUGGAGUUAAAUAUCUUAGAUUGUUUGAGAAAGUGUUCCUGUCUUCUCAUGUGUAGCACGCAUAUUAGAAAUGACUUCCCAUGGACUCAGUUCUCAUUUGUGAUAGAAUACAACUAUUCGGAGAAGUUUAGGUUUACUGAGUUGUGCCAAAACCUGAGUAUCAAUUACAUGGCCUUGAAGUGUACUCUUCCCAAGUUCAUUUUACAAAAAAAUGCGACGCUGAACGUGUUUAGUGGCUUUCCCCUGGAGAUAAAGAUUCCCUAUGUGUUUCUGUUUAUGAAAUCUAAAGGGUGGAAUACCAUGCCAGAAGUGCUUCGGAUAUUAGAGUCCAACUAUAAUAUCACUUUAUGGGAGAGGCCUUGCAAUGAAGCAUUACGGUGCCUUCAAACUUCAGAUCGGUAUGUGUUGAUGACCAUUGAUGAGGAUACUGCCGUAAUCUUUCAGGAUAUAGAAGAAUUAAAUUGUCCGGAGGCUCCAGAUAAUGUCAUUUUGAGAGUGAUAGCUCUAUCGGUUCAGUACACCAACUUCUGGAUCAUUUUCUAUCCCAAAGAGAAACAGAGUCCAGGGCUCUGCCUCCCAGAAAAUAUUCUCCGUCACCUAGCAAUCAUUCAUGCCUCUAUGGAUUCACCUUGGAUGAAGACUGAAGAAGUGAAAGCGAAGGUUGUCCUUGUGCCAGAAGCGAAAGAAGCAGCCACACUGAUUCGUCAGAUAGCGGACCAAAUUUUGACAUCCUCCAAGAGAAAUGUUUUUGAGUUUCUGGACAAAUCCUGGCUCGUUCCUUCACUGAGUAAGGAUGAAGAGUUCCUGCUUAGUUUUCCAUGCGUCAAUCCCUUGGUGGCUCAGAUGAUGUUGUUUCAGGUCACUUCACUGUACAGGUUGAUAAAAGCAUCCUUAAGGCAACUGGAAGAGCUUCUGCCUGAAGUCCCACCAAAGGUGUUACUGCUCUUUAAGGCCAUCACCUCUACGUACAAUUUUGCACCACUAUUCUUACCAGGAUCACGGUACCUUGAGGCCACCCAUCGUGAAAACUUGAAAUAACCACAUUUCCAGCUGCUCAGAAGAUGACGACUGCCGUAGACGUAAAAGUUCCUGGGAAAUCCAAUUCACGUUCUGAAAUAAGUGGAAACGAAAGUAGCACAUAUCUACUAUCAAAGUGGCUAUAUCGCAGAAGAACAAAAGUUAUGUUUCAAAAAGUCAUAUGUUAAGGAAAACCUCCCCAAGUACCAGGCAAUGAAUAUGUAUUCCUUGGGAUUUGGGGGUGCAUUUUAGUUCAUAAAGUUAGUUUUAGAACCCCUUAGGCAAAAUGUUCUUAAUAGAGUAGAAAAAUGUCCUUAAGGCAUGUUCCCUCCCCUCUUGUUUGUAAUCGUUUAAAUGUGAGUGAUCGUUAAGUAAUUUCCUUGAGCUUCGGUGAGCUGUUUAGAAUUGGGCUAAAUACAGCGAAUGGAGUAACCCUUCAGGGACGCCAGUCUAGCUUGGAACCUAGCGUACAGUGUAGCAUUCUAGGGCUGAACCACCUUAACUCUUUAGAGCCGGAAAGUGAGGGAUGCCAUUUCCAUCUCUUCUGCCACCGUGGCCCAGUGGACAGACCCCAAAGAGCCCAGGGCUGGGAGUCAGAGGAUCUGAUUUCUAAACCCGACUCCACCCUGGGCGAAUCACUUACCGGUUAUCUUAAGUCUACCUCAAGCGCAUAACAAACGGCUAGGUCCCGAAGCAGAAGGUCAGGGGCCGGUUCAGUCUGGGCCAAACCGAGAAAAACUCCAAUCGCGCUUGGGCCAGGCUCAGAGCCCCUAACUGUUCUGGAAUCCUCCUACAGAUCUCAGAAGGCACCCUUAGAGCGGAGCAAAUUGGGAAAUAGAGCUGAAUAUUCACACACAGAAGUGAGGAGUGCUCUAAAAUAGUCACCUAAGAGUCAGUGUUUGAAUCUAAAACUCUAUUUCCCAAUUUGCUCCUCUCUAAGGGUGCCUUCUGAGAUCUGUAGGAGGAUUCCAGAAAUUGGGAAAUACAGCUUAAUAUUCGAUCACAGACUCUUACCUAUUUUAGAGCACUUCUCACUUCUGUGUUUGAAUAUUCAGCUCUAUUUCCCAAUUUGCUCCGCUCUGAGAGUACCUUCAGUUUCAGAAGCAAAUUGGGAAAUGCAGCUUAAACCGAUCCUCUCUCUGAGUGCCUUCUGAGACCAUACUAGGUUGCUCUGAGCUGAACUGUGUCCCCUUCCUUGUGGUUUUGGGGAGUCACCCCCACCUCCAUGCUCUGGUCCCCCAAACCAGAAACACCAAAGCCAUUCUUAAUGUUCUUAAUAGAGUAGAAAAUGUUCUUAAUAGAGUAGAAAAUGUUCUUAAUAGAGUAGAAAAAUGUCCAUAAGGAAUGUUCUGUCCCCUAUUGUUUGUAAUCAUUUAAAAGUGAGUGAUAGUUGAGCAAUUUUCUUGAGCCUCAGUGAGCUGUUUAGAAUAGGGCUAAAUACAGUGAAUGGAGUAACCCUUCAGGGACGCCAGUCUAGCUUGGAACCUAGCGUACUGUGUAGCGUUCUAGGCCUGAACCAUCUUCACUCUUUAGAGCCGGAAAGUGAGGCCUAGUCCCUGUCUCUCAGCUUUGGGGCGGGCGCCAAAGCUGUGAAGACCAGGGGGGUUUCAGGGAGGAAGGCCAGUUUGGAGCGGGGAAGAGACGCAAGGGUUUGCGGAGGGUCACCUCAGAGCCACGGGGACAGCUUCACCACUUUAAAUGGGGGAACAAGUCAGGAGGGAGAGAGGCGGAGGCGAGUAAUGGAGGGAAACAAAUCUUACCCUGCUGGAAGUGAGAGGGAGGUUUCUAGUGACAGUAUGCUCUUCUGUCACAUAAGCAUUAGAAGCACACUCUCACCCUGAAACAUCGUUUUUCUGCAGCCCAGAAAAGAAGGAGGUUUGAAUGAGAUCUGAGGCCUGGUGGUCAUUCCUUCCACCAUUUUUGGUCGACUCUCUAACUGCAGUAGCUAAUUAAAACUCUUUCUUUUAAAGCCGUUCACAACUUGCAAAGCGUUCUGAGGGUUUGGGGAUGCAAAGUGUUCUGGAAGCAUUAUUCACAGUGUUUCGGCACGAUGUGUCAAGAAAUCCUUUGUCCAUCUGAGCGCGUGACGAUCACUUCUCGGUUAACGGAAAGAAUACUGCAUGUUCCCGUGUGUCUCGGCUGCCCAGAAUAAUCUCCUUCUGCUGCAGAAAUGGGUGUGUGGUUUGUUGAGGAAUUGCUGAUGGUUUGCAGAAUGUUAGCCUGCACUAUGGUUUUCAGUUUGAAUGACUCAGUUCUCCCAGGUUAAAUAUGCAGAGUGCAAACAAUGUGAUUAAAGUAUUUAAACAAUA